AUGACUCCUAAUGGGGAGCUUAAUGCUGGUCCUCCUCCCAUAGGGUCCAGCUGGUAUCAGCCGCUGGGCUGGCUAAGAGUCCAGAUGUUGUCUGCAGACAAUAAAUGUGGGGUGGCCGUGCUUACUCAAUGCACCGAUCCCUGUGGGGUUGCCAUCCCCCUGGGAUUGUAUACACCUGGUACAGAAAACAUAAAAUUAGUCUCAACAUCCACCCACGAGACGUGGGAUACCAAAACUUCAACAAACUUCCUUGCUGAUCCGGAAGACUUGCACAACCCCCGUGGGAGCUGCCCUGUUUGCCCGUGCACUUUUACGCGAGCAGCCAGCCUCGCCGCCCAUCUAUGGAAAAAAACAUCCUGCCGAAUGGAACAAUAUAAAGAAAAGCCGCGACGCCACACGUCGCUCGAAUGCCCGCACCUACGCUUGGUGGUCCCGAGUGAAGCCCAAUGUCCCGGCCCGGAUGGUGGCUGGGCACGAGCUGUUCCCGACAGCCCCAGGAGCAACUACCCAACUAGUGGAGACUUCGAAAGCUCCGGAGGAAGGCCGGUCGCAAAUGGUCAGCUGAAGAGAUUAAAGUCCUCUAACAGGCGCCUCUCCUUCUUGGCCGUACAGUCUAAAAGGUGGCGUCUCAUCGCCCAGAGGAUCGGACCGGUCCCAACAGAUGAGGAGCAGGUCAUGGCUGAGCCCCAGCCGUACGAACACAUCGAGACAGAAACCGAGCAGGGAAUAACCGAUUACAUUAAUGGCAUCCUUCCUUCCAUCCCGGACCCCGUGGUUCAGGAAUAG
Messenger RNA from Acanthosepion pharaonis, 786 nucleotides. The record is from the annotation of a GenBank genome assembly. NCBI's taxonomy places the organism in Eukaryota, Metazoa, Mollusca, Cephalopoda, Sepiida, Sepiidae.